ACACACACAGACAUACUCACAGAGCCUAUACCUGCCUCAACUUGUCUGCUCUGCACAGAUGGCUCCUGGCUUUUGGGUUGCCUCAUUCUGAAGCCCCGUCCAGUUAGACCCUUUCUUCAGUGGAGACUGGCAAGCCGUGGGGUGAGAGAUUCUGCAAGGUCGCCUGUCCUCAGAGCAUGAAGGACGCUGCCCCGAAAGUGAAGAGGCUUAUAUUUAGUGUUUGGGCCCAGUCAGCGCUGGGCUCCCCACUGCCUCUCCUUUACAGAACUAUCAGUGGCCCCUGGUUGCAAAUCCUCUGUGGCUUUGAAGUUCACAGAACAAAAACUGAGAGAGUGUCCAAAAAGAAGAGAAGAAAACAUUGGUGUUGGUUCCUGGAUUCCACUAUUGGAUCUUGGUGGGAAUGAGAAGAGAGGACUGCCAGGCUUGAUCAAGCAAAGGUGCCUGAACAGUAAGUCCUUAAAGAAUGCGUUCCAGAAGCACUGACACAGAGGGCUCAGCCCUAAAGCAAUUUCCAAGACAUAGUAAAGACCACAGUUUCCAAGGGCCUGAAGACAUGAAGCAGAGGCAACGAGACAAAGACCCCACCAGUGAGUCGGAUGCAAGUCUACAUCCUACUUCACACAGUGAUAAUGGCCACCAAGGAGAAGACCUCUCAAGGGAUGACCUAUUAUUUCUUCUAAGCAUUCUGGAGGGAGAACUGCAGGCUCGAGAUGAAGUCAUAGGCAUUUUAAAGGCUGAAAAAAUGGACUUGGCUUUGCUGGAAGCUCAGUAUGGAUUUGUCACUCCAAAAAAGGUGUUAGAGGCUCUUCAGAGAGAUGCUUUUCAAGCAAAAUCUGCCCCUUGGCAGGAGGACAUCUAUGAGAAACCAAUGAAUGAGUUGGACAAAGUUGUGGAAAAACAUAGAGAAUCUCACAAACGAAUCCUGGAACAGCUUUUAAUGGUAGAAAAAUCUCACAGGCAAACCAUAUUGGAGUUGGAGGAAGAAAAGAGAAAACAUAAAGAAUACAUGGAGAAGAGCGAUGAGUUCAUAAGCUUACUAGAACAGGAAUGUAAAAGAUUAAAGAAGCUAAUUGACCAAGAAACUGAAUUCCAGGAGAAGAAGGAACAAGAAAAGGAAAAGAGGGUCGCCACCCUGAAAGAGGAGUUGACCAAACUGAAGUCUUUUGCUUUGAUGGUGGUGGACGAACAACAAAGGCUGACAGCACAGCUUGCCCUUCAAAGACAAAAAAUCCGAGACCUAACCACAAGUACGAAGGAAACACAUGCUAAACUAGCCCUUGCUGAAGCCAGGGUUCAGGAAGAAGAGCAGAAGGCAACCAGACUAGAGGAAGAACUGCAAACGCAGACCACAAAGUUUCACCAGAACCAAGAAGUAAUUAUGGCGAAGCUCACCAAUGAGGACAGCCAAAAUCGCCAGCUUCGACAAAAGCUGGCAGCACUCAGCCGGCAAAUUGAUGAGUUAGAAGAGACAAAUAGAUCUUUACGAAAAGCAGAAGAGGAGCUCCAAGAUAUAAAAGAAAAAAUAAACAAGGGAGAAUACGGAAACUCUGGCAUCAUGGCCGAGGUGGAAGAGCUCAGGAAACGUGUGCUAGAAAUGGAAGGGAAGGAUGAAGAGCUCAUCAAAAUGGAGGAGCAGUGCAGAGAUCUCAAUAAGAGGCUCGAAAAGGAAACAUCACAGAGUAAAGACUUUAAACUCGAGGUUGAAAAACUCAAUAAAAGGAUUAUGGCUCUGGAAAAAUUAGAAGAUGCUUUCAACAAAAGCAAACAAGAAUGUUACUCUCUAAAAUGCAACUUAGAAAAAGAAAGGAUGACCACAAAGCAGUUGUCUCAAGAACUGGAGAGCUUAAUAAGGAUCAAAGAGCUAGAAGCCAUUGAAAGUCAGCUGGAAAAGACAGAAUUCACCCUAAAAGAAGAUUUAACUAAACUGAAAACAUUAACUGUGAUGCUGGUAGAUGAACGAAAAACAAUGAGUGAAAAAUUAAAGCAAACUGAAGAUAAGUUACAAGCUGCUUCUUCUCAGCUUCAAGUGGAACAAAAUAAAGUGACAACAGUUACUGAGAAGUUAAUUGAGGAAACUAAGAGGGCACUGAAGUCAAAAACUGAGGUGGAAGAAAAAAUGUACAGUGUAACCAAGGAGAGAGAUGAUCUAAAAAACAAACUAAAAGCAGAAGAAGAGAAAGGAAAUGAUCUCCUGUCCAAAGUUAAUAUGUUGAAAAAUAGGCUUCAAUCAUUGGAAGCAAUUGAGAAAGAUUUCCUUAAAAACAAACUAAAUCAGGAUUCUAGUAAGUCCACAACAGCAAUACACCAAGAAAACAAUAAGAUUAAAGAGCUCUCUCAAGAAGUAGAAAGACUGAGACUGAGGUUAAAGGAUAUGAAAGCCAUCGAGGACGACCUCAUGAAAACAGAAGAUGAGUAUGAGACUCUAGAGCGGAGGUAUGCUAAUGAACGAGACAAAGCUCGAUUUUUAUCUGAAGAGCUGGAGCUUGUUAAAAUGGAACUCGCCAAGUACCAGUUAGCAGAAAAGACUGAGUCCAGCCAUGAACAAUGGCUUUUCAAAAGGCUACAAGAAGAAGAAGCUAAAUCAGGGCAUCUCUCAAGAGAAGUGGAAGCACUGAAAGAGAAAAUUCAUGAAUACAUGGCAACUGAGGACCUGAUAUGUCACCUCCAGGGAGACCAUUCAGUUUUGCAAAAGAAACUCAAUCAACAAGAAAACAGGAACAGAGAUUUGGGAAGAGAGAUUGAAAACCUCACUAAAGAGUUAGAGAGGUACCGGCAUUUCAGUAAGAGCCUACGACCUAGUCUCAAUGGAAGAAAAAUCUCUGACCCUCAAGUAUUUUCCAAAGAAGUGCAAACAGAAGCAGUAGACAAUGAACCACCCGAUUAUAAGAGUCUCAUUCCUCUGGAACGAGCAGUCAUCAAUGGUCAGUUUUAUGAGAGUGAGGACCAGGAUGAGGAUCCUAAUGAGGAGGAAUCUGUGCUGUCCUUCAAAUGCAAUUCAUCUAUUCCCUGUCCUGUUAACAGGAAGCUGUGGAUUCCUUGGAUGAAAUCCAAGGAGGGCCAUCCUCAGAAUGGAAAAAUACAAACUAAACCCAAUGGCAACUUCGUGCAACCUGGAGAUCUAGUCCUAAGCCACACACCUGGGCAGCCGCUUCAUAAAGUUACUCCAGACCACGUCCAAAACACAGCCACUCUUGAAAUCACAAGUCCAACCACAGAAAGUCCUCACUCUUACACAAGUACUGCGGUAAUACCAAACUGUGGCACCCCAACAAGGAUAACCAUCCUCCAAAAUGCCUCCAUAACACCAGUGAAAUCCAAAACCUCUGCCGAAGGCCUCAUGAAUUUAGAGCAAGGCAUGUCCCCAGUUACCGUGGCAGCCUUUGCCAGAGCACAGACCCCAGAGUCUAGUGGUUCUAUAACUCCAGAAAGGACAAUGUCACCUAUUCAGGUUUUGGCUGUGACUGGUUCAGCUAGCUCUCCUGAGCAGGGACGCUCCCCAGAGCCAAUAGAAAUCAGUGCCAAGCACACAAUUUUCAGAGUCUCCCCAGACCGGCAGUCAUCAUGGCAGUUUCAACGUUCAAACAGUAAUAGUUCAAGUGUGAUAACUACUGAGGAUAAUAAAAUCCACAUUCACUUAGGAAGUCCUUACAUGCAAGCUGUAGCCAGCCCCGUGAGACCUGCCAGCCCUUCAACACCACCGCAGGAUAACCGAACUCAAUGCUUAACUAACGGAGCACUAAACAAAACAACCAAUAAAGUCACCAGCAGUAUUACUAUCACACCAACAGCCACACCUCUUCCUCGACAAUCACAAAUUACAGUAAGUAAUAUAUAUAACUGACCCUCAUCCAGUGUAUACUGAUAUUAUUGCAAAGAACUCAACCCUCUUUAAUAAUCCCUCCACAUCCCCCAGAGACUGACUGAACUUGUACUUUGGGAAGGUUUGUGCAUGAACUAUUCAAGAGUAUCUGAACUAACUGUUGCCUGCAUAGUCAUAUCAAGUGUGCACUUACUGUAUAUCUUUUCAUUUACAUAGCUGUAUGGAAAACAUGUAGUCUGCACUUGUAUAAAUACAUCUUUAUGUAUUUCAUUUUCCAUAACUCACAUUAAUUUGAUUGCAACUUGUUUUGGUGAAAUACUUUAACAUUAUAAAGCAGUAAAUAAUUUGUUGUUUUUACCAUUGCUUGCUGAAUUUUCUUUGGUCAUUUUGUGUUAAAUUUUUGCAUGUACAGUAGAAUUUUAUUUCCUGUUCAUAAUGUCUAUUAAUUCUUCCUGAAAAAAAAAAGAACAAACAACCUACUUCCCAUUUACAGUCAACUUUUGAUCAUAUAUCAGAGGAAGUGAAAAGUUUAAAUAAAUAAAAAUUUAUGUCUCUUUGAUUUCAAUGUGAACGAUAAGAUCUCUCAGGAGCAAACUUAGCUUCAUGAUUGAGAUGUGUCUCAAUGUCUUUGGGGCCCAGCACAGUGCUUGGCAUGUGUUAGGAACUUAAUGUACUGAUAACAACUGAAUAAAAUAAUAUUAAAUAAUUAGCUUUUGUGAGCACAUGAACUGAUGGUGAAAGUAAAAAGAUUUGAAAUGUGCCAGGAAGCCAGAAAAAGCACAUUUGGAAAUACAAGUUACCUUGACAAUCAAGAGUUGACUGUAUUUCUACCAUAGAUGAAAAUCUCCAUAAAAUAUAUAUGCAUACAUUCAAACCAAGAAUCAGCUACUAUGACAUAUACUCUUGAACAUUCUACUUCAAAGCAAAAAUGUCAUUUUUGUUCCUUUUUCCUAUUCAGUUCCCCAAAUCGUUUGGAUUACUUAAGGUAGGUGGCUCCCCACCUUGCUUGUAAGUGGGCUGCCUUUAGAAGCUUUCAACUUAAUUGUGUCUUUUUUUUAACCUCAAGCAAAUAAAAGCCAAAGAAAGUUACAAACACCAGUUAUAGAAAAGGAAUGUUUUAAAAAGAUCUUCAAGUAUGUUAAGGAUGUUUCUUCUGAUUAUUGUUAUGCCACUUAAGCCACUUGUAAGGUAGGUGAUAAAAUCUCAUCCAAGGCAGCCUUAAAAAAUCUGAUACCCAGCUCAUGGGAGUCUCUGAGCAUAAUCCAUACUUCUGUAGCAGAGAACAACUUUCAAAGGAACAUUUUAAAUUAUAAAUCUAGUCCCCAAGUCAAAUUCCAAAGAGAUGGUUUCAAAGUAACUCAUUACCAUUUUCCCUUUUCCAACCUCUUGUUAAUUUAGUAUCGUUAAUGUUAUUGCUAGUUAUUGAUUUUAAAUACAAUUCAUUUAGACACUCAGGCAAACUAUAAAGAUCUUUAGAAGUAAAAGAAAUCUUUCACAGUUACCCUCCUUUUCCCUGUAAAAUCAGUUUCAUGAUAGCAAAGCAAGGAUUUGUUGACAGAAACACUUCCAUGGUGAUGAACUAUAACACCAAUGCUGUGGGCUUGCAUCAUCAUUAAAUAAAUUUGGAUGAACGUUUAGGCUAGUGAUGAAUGAGAAAGCUUCUGUUUAAACACAUUUAUCUUGGGAAUCGGCAGUCACCCAACUGUAUUACAAAAUACAUGAUGGCCUAAAUGUUUUUCCAAACUAUUUUUAUUUUUAAGUCAUCUUGGGCUAGAACUUUAGAAGGAACUGAGUAUUUCAUUUUACAUAUUGCAAAGUAGACGUUGAUAAUGCUGCUGUACAAGAUGUUUUUCUAGAUAAUAAUCAAGAGAGGGUACUGAUUUUGAAGGGUAUUGAUCAACUGACCAUAAAAUUAUUAACAGAAACUAGAAAGAAUUAAAGGACAAGGUCUUUCCAGGGCUUCCCAGCCUUUGUCACAUAAUGGCACAAACAGAAAAAUUGUUUCCAUGGCCCUCGGGGAAAUGGAUGAAGAAACAGAGAUGAUCAGCCAAGGACCCCUGUCACCACCAGGUUUCCUCUGGCUGCCCCAGUUCUGAGGGGAAGAUUGACUCUUGACACACCUGUAAUUAAGAGAGUUUGAGAAGCUCUGGGCUAUUUAUUAGUCCUUCCAUUUUAUAAGGAUUCAACAUUUUUAUCCUAUGUGAGCCAGGGCAAUUCACUACAAUAAAGUUCAUACCACAAGUCCAUCAUAAUGCACAGAUUCUCAUUUACCAUCUGUUCCAGAUAUUAACUAUAAACAGACUUCCCAAGUGAUUAACAUUAUUGGAUUUACUGAACUUUCAAGGAACCAAUCUCUUUUUUAGAUUCCUGUACUGGCAGGAUUACUUCAGUAUAAUAAUUCAUAUCAGCAUCAAUAUUUAGGAGCACUGUCAGAUUAAUAACAUAUACAGAUUAUUCAAAGUGCUACUAAUUAAAGCCUAUUGUAAAGAGAGCAUCAUUUCUAAGAGAAAUCAUUUCUAUUUCUACAAAAUCAUCCCUAAAAUCACAUUCUAGAUUUGUAAACUCUAAUUUAAAAAACAAUUUGUUUACAUCUGUGUGUGUGGUUACAGAGCUUACUUUUUCACCCACAUAUAAUCACAGAAGAACCCUGAAAACUAGGAAGGAGAGAGGAAGUGACACUAAAAAAUCCUGGUAUGAGACAUGUGAGGGUGGAGGGUUGCAUUCUUGGAAAAAAGGCCCAGGAGAGGGUCACAGAAGAUAGAUUGCUUUUAUAUACAUCUGAAGAAAAUAGUAUCUUCCUUUCACUGGUCAAAGUCCCAGUUUCAGAACCAAGCUUCAUUUCACUCAUCUCUCUUUCUCUUUAACUUUUUGAGCUGUGGCAUCCUAUCAGAUUUGAAUGAUUUUACCACAUUCUUCUUUCCGUUUAUGAACAAUGGCAAAACUUUCCCUUCAAGGAUGCACUAUUCUCUGGAGGUACUGAUGAAAAUAAAAUCAUUGUGCUCACUAGAAGGACAAUGUACAUUACUGUAGUUGGAUCUUUACAUAUAAAGGAAAGUCUCUAUGCUUGUUCAAGAUGAUGACUGGAUUCCACGAACUCUGGAGGUCUCUGUAACUACAGUUCACACUGCCAAGACAUUCUAUGUGGGGUCUUUAGGACAUCUAAAAGUUCAUUUUAUCCUUAGGUUGCACUGUGAGAUGGCCAUAAAAGAGAUAUUUAAUUAACAU
Molecule: messenger RNA, 7045 nt
Organism: Phyllostomus discolor (pale spear-nosed bat)
Lineage: Eukaryota; Metazoa; Chordata; Mammalia; Chiroptera; Phyllostomidae
Gene: FILIP1L
Product: filamin A interacting protein 1 like
Source: RefSeq, a predicted model, not a curated record